GAGAUGUGAGCAAACACUAAUUGAAAUUAUAUUUUUGAAUAAUUAAGACGUACGGCUGAGAAUUCGUCUACGCGAUCAAACGGUUGAAAAUCAUUCUUAGUGUAUUCUUUAUUGCUCCCCUAUUUAUCUGAAGGACGAAGAAGUCCUCACGCAGAACAUAACAUAUCAUAACGCAGAAAGAAAACGUUAGGAGAAAAGAAGAAGAUGUCGUGGCAAACUUACGUUGAUGAACAUUUGAUGUGUGAUGUCGGAGAUGGUCAGGGUCAUCACCUAGCCGCAGCCGCAAUCUUCGGUCAUGACGGUAGUGUUUGGGCUCAGAGCGCCAACUUCCCUCAGUUCAAAGGACAAGAGUUCGCCAGUAUAAUGAAAGAUUUCGAUGAACCGGGCCACUUAGCACCCACAGGGUUAUUCCUAGCAGGAGCCAAAUACAUGGUGAUCCAAGGCGAGCCUGGCGCUGUAAUCCGUGGCAAGAAGGGAGCAGGAGGCAUAACCAUAAAGAAAACAGGACAGUCAUGUGUGUUUGGGAUCUACGAAGAGCCUGUGACACCAGGACAGUGCAACAUGGUCGUCGAGAGGUUGGGUGAUUACCUCAUCGAACAGGAUCUCUAGAUCCUCAAUAUCCUCAAAACCUAUUAGAAUGUUCCACCUUCCACAUUUUUUAUUUAUAAACUUAUAUUUGGUAUUGGGUUUGUGAAGCCUGAUUGAGAGACUGGUUUUUAUGAGAAUUUUUUUUUGUUUUCUUUGGUUUGCCUCAUGUUUUGUCAACCAUGUUUAAUUAAUUUGACACUUUUGGUUAUAAAAACAUAAUAUGUCUUAUGAUAACUAAAUAUAACUA
Molecule: messenger RNA, 835 nt
Organism: Brassica napus (rape)
Lineage: Eukaryota; Viridiplantae; Streptophyta; Magnoliopsida; Brassicales; Brassicaceae
Product: profilin-like
Exons: 3
Coding region: 205-609 (134 amino acids)
Cellular component (GO): cell cortex
Molecular function (GO): actin monomer binding
Source: RefSeq, a predicted model, not a curated record